AUGCCGAUGAAGCUGCGCGUCCAAAUUGGCAGCAAUGCGCAAGACCUCCAAACAGCCUGGGUCAACUGCGAAGACAAGCCUACCGAAGUCGAGAAUGACUACUGGAUUGGCCGUGUCUUUGUCCGUGUGCGCGACUUUGAUGGCCUCACACCCGAUGGGUCACUGCCGCAGUCGCACUCGCCGUACUUUGAGGGACGUAACAGGAAGUUCCAUAUACAGGCAGAAGGCAGGUUCAAGAAGCCAUACAAUGGAGAUCAAGUCUGGUUUGGUACACAGUUUGACCACAUGAUUGACAACUUCCCGGAGACGCUCUUCAAUACAGGCAUGCGCAUUGCCAAGUAUAUCGAUCCAGCGACAUUUUACGACAAGGCCUCUGCACAACCCUACAUCAUGUCUCCCUACCUGGCUUGCGUCAAUACACUCAGCGCAUGGCCCGCGCCGAGUCGCGCCCACGAUGCUGUCCUCACCCUCGAGAAUGGUCAAGCGCCCACUGAGUCUGACGACGAGCACAACGAAGACGACGUUCCCGUCGCUCAAGUUGAACACACAAAGAAGCAAGCCAUUGCGAAACCGAUCCGGUACUGGUCAUUUGCUGGUUUUAGGGAAGAUGAGACGGGUAAUACAUUGACACGCAAGAUGUCGCGAUCCUCACAACUUUCACAAGUCCCCACAGAGCCUGGGGAGGAUGGCAGACCUCGUUCUGGGUCUGUUGUUACGACAGUCUCUGCGCGAUUCAAUCCUGAUGCAGCUGUGGUCUCAGGACACCCCUCACACCCACAUGCACUGCGUCGUCUUGGUUCCUACUCGAGGCUUGGUGGUCCGUCUGAGGCAGAGGGCACAUCACCAGCAGCAGCAUUCCACAGUCACAGUUUGACGGUGUAUCCUGAAAUUUCAAGUGAAGAUGAAGAUGACGAUGGCAUGUCCUUCCACACUGCCUUUGAAGACCAGUACGAGGAGGUGGUUGCAGCCGAUGGAACAAAAGUGGUCAAGAAGAAGAAAGGCUUGUCUGUGAAGAAAGUGCGUAAAUCACUGCACAUUCCCUCAGCCAAGACGAUUGAGCGCAACAUGCGCAGUCUCAGCAUCAAGCGUAAAGAUAAAGCCAAGCCACCCAAGUCAACCGUGCCUGGUAGUGUUGCAAGUGAUGAACGCAAGUCUGGCGAGGAGAGUCGUGGUGGGAGUCGUCGGUCGCUUGACUUGAUGCGGCCAUUCAGAUCGUCGCACAAGCAUGACAAGGAAGCCAGCACACCGCCGUCGAGCAGUACAUCGACCACCAGACAUUCUAUCGCACUUGAUCAUGAUAUUGCUGCACGUCAACGUGCUGCUGUCGGAGCGACACCUGCAUUGCCCAGCAUUCAAACCACACAGCUGCCUGCCGGUUCUGAAGCGCGUGCUCCACAUAGUGCUGGUCCCACACUGAGUACAAGCGACGCUCCCGUCUUGUCAAAAACUCCAUUGCGAGUGCUGCCAGAAAAUGGAGUCGAUGACGCUACACACGAUUCGACAGAGAGAAUCGCACCACUCUCACACAGUGACCGUAAGGAUAGUAUCAAGACUCAAGCAUCGGCGUCUGCACUGUCGACAACGAGCAGUGGACUCGCGAGCGAGAGUGAUGGUCUUGCCACCAGAUCGACGACAGAGCAAUCUCUUGCUUCCUCAGCAACACCCGCUUCUCCACGUGUAAGCACGUCUGGUCCGACGAGUGGUUCACGAUUCCCGAGUAAAACGGCCGGUGCUCAACAACAGAUUCGUGCAGAUGCACUCGCUAUCUCGGAUGCCUCAAAAUUAAGCCGCAUCUCGCACCGUUUCGACGAACAGCUUGGCCCAUGGCGAUUCAGCAAUCCCGCUAUUGAACCGAUUGAAGACACUGCGUUCAUCGAUGGUGGCGCCUUGGAAACAGUCAAGGACCGGCGUCGGCAUUUUGCGAAAUCCAAGGAGAAUCGGGAGGAUUUCGAAUUCGAUGUGGAUAUUGUCUAUUGCAUGAGUUUCUUCCUGCCUUAUAUGAACUUCAACACUUUUGACAUCAAGUUGGGGCCACUAGGUACGAAUCUGCGGAAGUACGUACAGGACCAGCCGGUCAGGUAUAUGGCACGGUCGGCAGAUGACCCCUCAGAGGUGUUUUUCCUCAUCAAUUUCGAGUUGGUGGAGGUUUAG
Molecule: messenger RNA, 2151 nt
Organism: Protomyces lactucae-debilis
Lineage: Eukaryota; Fungi; Ascomycota; Taphrinomycetes; Taphrinales; Protomycetaceae
Exons: 2
Coding region: 1-2151 (716 amino acids)
Source: RefSeq, a predicted model, not a curated record